This is a messenger RNA of Cladocopium goreaui, 2073 nucleotides long. The record is from the annotation of a GenBank genome assembly. Lineage: Eukaryota; Dinophyceae; Suessiales; Symbiodiniaceae.
AUGCCGCUGUCCACUUCCAGGGAUUCAAAGGGUCAUGGCAAGACGUGCUUGAAGGGCCUCGAUGCUUUGUGGGUGAAGCAUUCCUUCGUUUGGACAUCAAGAUUUCCAUGGCUCAUUGUGGUGGAGGAGGACGGCAAGGUGAAAUCACUAGGAUGCACCAUUUGCUGCAACGCCCCUGAAAGCCAACGUGACAAGAAUGGCUUCGCAGAGUGCUCCAUCAAGACUGCCCAGACAUCAGUUUUCCAAAAGCACGAGAGGUCGACAGCUCACAUUUCCCGAUCGGAGAGCUUCAAAUCCAGCGGGGUUCCAAUUGCUGCCCCUUCGGCGCAGCAGUUUGCUGAAUGUCUGGAAUCUGUCUGGCGGGGUGCAGCAGAGCUGAAGGAGAGUGGACCUUGGAAGUGCCGUGUCAUGAUGUGGUGUUUGGCUGAGGAUGUGCGAGAUGGCCAGCUGCUGGUCAGCUUCGUCUCUGUUGACCACAACCUGAAGGUGACUACUGGCCAUUUGGGGCAGUGUGAUUUGAACGAGCGUUUUGGAUUGACUUCCAAAGACAUCGCUCAAGCAUCUGUCUUCAUCUUGCACAAGUUCGCGACAACUGGGUUGGGUAUGCCUGUGCGUGACUGUGCAAAUGAAACAGCGGCCCUUGAUCGUGAUCUGGUUCGACAUGUGAAAGAGUGUACUGAAGCCUUUGGUGCUGAUGGAGCUUUCGAUGAGCAAAGAUCAGGCCAGCUACUGAAGAGAUGGUUUCCUGCACUGAAACUGGUGCAGUUUGACAAAGCCCAUGCAUCUCAGAGGUUGUUGAGCCGGACUUGGCCCACAGACCCCUACAUCCACAAGCUUGUCCGGGAUUUGGUCAUUGGCCCCAGGGCGAUUGCACAAAAAAUUCGCUUCUCAGGAGUGUUCCGCAAAAGGUUUCAGGAAGCUGUCGCGGAACUGUCAGGCCCAUCCGCCAAACGGAUUCGGGAUUUGGCUUGCGCCAAACACAGAUUCGUGAGUGCAGCGCAGCCAUUCCGAAGAGCUGUGCUUUUUUUCCAGCCCUUGUUGAGGGUGGCCCAAUGGAUCUUGGAGCAGAGAGGGAAAAAUUCCAAUGAAGGCCAGUUGGCCAGAGAGUGGCUGAAUACAGUGACGGCAGAGUCAGCCUUUCAAUUGGCCCUGGUGGCAGAUGCAACGGAUGAGACAAUGGAGGUGAAUAGGUAUUUCGACCAGGAUACCUAUUCCAAGGCCAACAUCACAUUGCGAAUGCACAAGUUUCUGCAGAAAUGCACCUGGCUUUUCGGAGCACAAAGGGGAGCUAUGCAGACGGGCUACACGGCAUUGAUGAUGAAGACAUUGGAGAAACCUUGCAACAUUUUUGUUGAUGGAGGAGUCAGGAGUAUCAAGACUCCUUCCUCUGAUGUUGUUGAUAGAUGUUUUCAAAGGAUGCAGAACUGGCUUGAACUUGUGCGCAUGACUGUUCGUGCCGAGAUGCCCCACUUUGAAUCCCUGCAGUUGUUCAGGAUAUUCUCUUUGGAUGCUACUCCCAACAUGAAAGAUGUGAAGUGCCUCGCGAACCUCUUAGAGCUUGAUGCAGACUGCUUUUGUCAAGAAUUCCUUGACAUGAGGCCAAGUGCAGAGUGGCACUUCCUGGAGGGCGGGAGCAAGUCAUCUGAAGAUGCUUGGCGUACUGCCCACUUGAAGAACAAGACGCAGGCCUCUCCGAAAAAAACUUUGGAAGCGGCAUUGAUCAGGCUUUUCUCCUGGCAAAUCAAUACUACUGGUGUUGAGAGAGCUUUUGCAAAGGGCCUUCAUGCUGCGAGAAAAAGAGGAGACGUAGGAGAGAAUCGUCUGGACGACGAGCUACAGCUGUUGUCCUUGAACAAAGCCAGCAAAGGGAAACCUGUCGCCUUGCCCAAGUACAGUGAUCUGAUUGAGUCUGCUCGAGCUGUAUGGACUAAUCAUUAUGGUCCACCUCGAAACAGACAGAAGGUUCCUGAAGAUUCGAAAGGACGCAAGCGCACUCAGCCAGAUGAUGAAGAAAACAAGGACAAGAUUCACCUCGGAAGCUGCGUUCAUGAGGAAGCGGCGUCGAGAGGUUGA